Molecule: messenger RNA, 1725 nt
Organism: Schistocerca americana (American grasshopper)
Lineage: Eukaryota; Metazoa; Arthropoda; Insecta; Orthoptera; Acrididae
Product: probable ATP-dependent helicase PF08_0048
Exons: 5
Coding region: 1-1725 (574 amino acids)
Source: RefSeq, a predicted model, not a curated record
AUGACUUAUGAGUUUUUCGAGAGUAUUGUGCCUAAAGUAGAAAGUAGUAAUUUAAUAGACUUCGAACAUCAGGACAGGUCAAAUCAAAGAGAAAGAACAGAUCAAUUUGAUUUAAAAAGUUUUCUUGUAAAUUUCACGAAAGAAAUUAAACAAUCAGUUGACGACAAUAAGACUUACUGGGAUGAAAAAAUUGAUAACAUUUUGUUGCAAGUCCAAGCAGUCAAUACCCAAGUGGGUGAGCUUUCGAACAGAGUUGGCAGUGUUGAGGAAAAAAUUGAAUCUGUGGAAGCAAAAGUAAAUGAAAUUGAUGCUAAAUUGAGCGGUGAAAUUAAUACUGUAAAAAAUGAGUUACUGGUAGAUAGGGAACGAAAUUUAAUGUAUUUUAAUGAGAUAAAAGGGGAUAUAAAAAAUUUGGAUGAGAAUACAAAAAGUUUGACAAUCAAAGGUAAUGGUCAAAAUUGGGGAAAUGACAACUUUCAAAAAAGGGAACAAAACAAUUAUCAUGGCGUCAGUCAAAAUUCAGGGGGAUAUAACAGUUUUGAAAAGAAGGACCAUAAAUUUUAUCCAAAACAAGAAAAACAUUUUCACAUUAAUAAUCAACAAAAUAGAGAACACUUUAGGGAUCAAAAUCACAGAAAUUUUGAUAGAGGUCCGUACAAUAGGAACUACCAACAAUCAGAGACAUUGGCAGAAUCACAAUCACCAGUUCAUACAGGAACCGGAAAUAAAAAACGAGUAGACGCCCCCUUGAAGGUCCGCAAGGUUGAGGCAGAAGGUGAGCAUGAUGAAAGGACCAAUGGAUGUGACUAUCAUAAACCCAAACAUGACAGUUCCAAACCUAAGCUAUCACAUGAGGUUAUUAGUUGUUACUUAUUGAAAAAAUUUCAAGAGGAAAAUAAUAUUGAUAAAGAUAAAAUUUUCAGUACACAAGAACAUACAGUAGAUAAAAGUAAUUGUGAUUCAUUUAAUUUAACAGAGUUUUACACUCGGGCAGAAAAGAACAACACUUUGUCAGAUGAUGUAAUUUGUAGUAGUUCAGAGAUGUGUGUGAAUGAAAGAGAGAAUGCAUGCUGUGAGAAUGAAAAUGUUGGUGAAAGGGAUCUGGUAACUUUAGAAAGGGGAAAUAAUAUUUUGGGGAAUAAUUUGAAUGUUUUAAAUAGGGAAUUGGGUAUAUACAUGGUUGAAAAUGGAUUAAAUAGUGAGAAUAUUAUAGAAAUUCCCAGGGAUGUUACCAGGAUGAAUAAAGCUCACAAGCUGGAUGUAUGUGAAAGUGUGAAUUUUGAUGUUGUUGAUAAAGAAUCUCACUACACAAAUGACAAUGACACAUGUAUAACUUGUAACCUAAGUGAAACUUUUACAGAUACUAAUGAUACACACACAUUUCUUAUGAAUAUAUGGCUCAACAGUGAAACUAUUUCUUUUGACAAGAACUUUAGAAAGAUGCUUAUUAAUGUAUGUGAAACUGUAUGUCCUGAGUGGUGGAAAAAGAUGAGAUAUUUUAUUUUUGAAAAGCUGAAGGAUAAGUACUUCAAUAGUAUACAAUGUGAUUUGGAUGAAAAUUCUUGGCUAUUUGAGAUAAUAGAGAGUACUCAUGACAAUUUUGUGUCUUGUGCAAAUUUUAUAACUGUGACAAAUAAUACAUGUAAUGAUAUGCCAUAUGAUUCUGAUAAGUAUAGUCACAUAUUAAUUGAAACUGAUGAAAAACACUGUUCUAACAAAGAAUGA